AAUUAUUAUUUUUACAUAAUGGAUUAACAAGAUUAUCACAAAAUUGAUCCAACUAUUAUCGAAGACCCUAUGUUAGACGAUGGUUACACCAGGUAAGUUCUUUAUUUUUAUAAAUAUUAGAAAAUUUGGAGCCUACAAACCUAAAUUUCAUGGAACUACUCCAGGUUAUUAUCCUUUUGAAUGCAUUGAUUACAUUUAUGUCAUUCUUAUGACUAUCUUUACUUGGGGAGUCUGUAUACCUAUAUGGUAUGGAUUGAUAGAAGCUGGUAAGUACUUUAAAUCUUAAAAAUAGCUAAGGCAAAUUCAAAAUAAUAUGCAAUAGUUUGUGCAGUGGUGUUUGUAGGAUUUUAUGUAAUAUAAGCAUUAGCGACAUACUAUGGUGGUAGAAUGAAGAAAGUGAUUGAGAAUCAAAUGAUUGAAGAUAAAUUAAAAGAGAUGUAAUAGAAAGAACUUGAUAAGUAAAAGCUUUUAGCAGCAAUAUGAAUAUUAAUAUAAGAUUGUUAUUAUAUAAAG
Molecule: messenger RNA, 513 nt
Organism: Paramecium sonneborni
Lineage: Eukaryota; Ciliophora; Oligohymenophorea; Peniculida; Parameciidae
Source: the annotation of a GenBank genome assembly